AUGGAUCUGGCUUGCCAUAUUGGUCAGGAAACCAUUAUCGGUGUCGUAAAGUCAGAAAGCGCGAUGCAGUGCAUGCUUCCAGUCGGUAUACCAGGGAACUAUACACUUGAAAUCACAUGUGCUGGUGUUUCGGAGCUGCUGGGAGCUUUCCAAAUACAGUACGCCAGUCCACCUCGAAUUGAGAGCUCAAAGCCAAAUAUCGUUCCUGCUGGAGGUACAUUUGACGUCGACUUGUUUGGAACCAAUUUUGCUCAAGAAGACAUCAUUUACUGCGCUUUCGGCUCCCCAACGAUGCGUGUGCAGGCCUCUUUCAUCUCACCAUACCGGCUAAGAUGUUCAACUCGUCGGAACUGGAUGGCUGGUCAAGUUGAGUUGUUUGUAGCUCUUGAAGCUUUCGAAGGACGCACAGAGAUACUCUACCAAUCCCCUUUCACGCUAGUCGACAGUAUCUCCGAGACGGCUACUUUGGAGCCAGACUUCGGCUCGACACUUGGAGGGUAUUCUCUUGAUAUUGAAGUGAAUGCAUCGUGGCGCAGCUACGAAAACCGAGGCUGUGGAGAAAGUUAA
Molecule: messenger RNA, 567 nt
Organism: Phytophthora infestans T30-4
Lineage: Eukaryota; Oomycota; Peronosporomycetes; Peronosporales; Peronosporaceae
Exons: 2
Coding region: 1-567 (188 amino acids)
Source: RefSeq, a predicted model, not a curated record